Molecule: messenger RNA, 1794 nt
Organism: Neocloeon triangulifer
Lineage: Eukaryota; Metazoa; Arthropoda; Insecta; Ephemeroptera; Baetidae
Gene: Tango5
Product: vacuole membrane protein 1
Exons: 8
Coding region: 255-1697 (480 amino acids)
Source: RefSeq, a predicted model, not a curated record
UGACGUGAUGGUUUGAGGAGAAAAGGGUUUUAGAAAUUGAUUGAGGUGAAAAUGCAUUGCAAUGAUCCUCCGUUUCUCCGAUAUUGAGCGGAAUUAAGACGUUAACGAGGGUUUCUAGUGCGCCAUGAGCUACUCUUGUUGACCACUGACAAACAACCCACCUGAACAGAGCGAGCAGUCGUCCCGAGAAAUUGAGGUGUGUUCUCGGCAAUUUUGGCAGGUGACGGCAUUUCUGCUGAAGCCCAUCGCAGACCAUGGGUUCUUCUAGCGUCAAGCGAAAGACGAAAAGUAGUAGGGCGAAUAAGACUAACGAGGAACCACAGGCUCAAACUAAGGAGCAGAUCAAGGCUGAGCUGAAACGAAGAGGUCUCAAAACAUCCGGCAAUAAGACAGAAUUGCAACAGCGGUUGGAAAACAGCUUUUCCAGCUCAAUGUCGGGAGUGUCUCGUCGAACGAAAUCCGACCCUCAGGUCAACGGGUCCACCAAAAAUAAGGUGGCGAUGCACCGAGAGGAGCUCAAGAAAGAGCGUGCCAAACUUGUAUUAUGGCGCCGCCCUUUUCUCACUUUGUAUUAUGCCACUUUGGAAAUGACUCAUUUUUUAAGAUCUUCUUUAAAAAACUCAUUUUUAUCCUGCUUUAGAAUGAUGCAGCAUAGAGUAUUGAUGACAAUGGUCCUUCUAUUAACAGCGGCCAUAGCCUUUUUAUUCAAUGUGCAGGGGCCACAUCAAAAGGUCAUCGAGCCCUUCCUCAAACAAAUGUGGUGGUGCACGUACUGGGUAGGCCUGGGGGUUCUUUCCUCUGUUGGCCUCGGCACUGGACUGCAUACUUUUCUUCUCUACCUUGGCCCACACAUAGCCUCAGUGACACUGGCAGCAUACGAAUGCCACAGUCUUGACUUUCCUGCGCCGCCCUAUCCCGACGAGAUCGUCUGUCCUGACCAUCCCAGUGCAAGUUGGGAGGCCACAACAUCGGUCUGGUCAGCUGUGCUGGCCAUCAUGGCCAAAGUAAGACUGGAGGCCUUCAUGUGGGGCGCUGGUACUGCCUUGGGUGAGCUUCCUCCUUAUUUUAUGGCAAGAGCAGCCAGACUCUCAGGAGGAACGGACGAGGAUGAGGACGACGACGAUGAACUCCGAGACUUUGAAGAGCUUCAGAGAAAGCAGCAAAACCACGAAGAAAUGACUAUUGUCGAGAGAACUAAACUAGGAGUUGAGAAACUUGUGGAAAAAGUUGGAUUUUUUGGCAUUCUCGCAUGUGCCUCGAUCCCAAACCCUCUCUUUGACCUGGCUGGCAUAACCUGCGGUCACUUCCUGGUCCCUUUUUGGACAUUCUUUGGUGCAACCCUGAUUGGAAAAGCGGUCAUCAAAAUGCACAUACAAAAAUUAUUCGUCAUAAUUGCUUUCAAUGAGCCUCUUGUUGAGGCAGCUGUGACAAUGCUCGCCCGCGUCCCUUACAUAGGGCCCAAGGUUCAGGAGCCUUUCAAGGAGUUUCUUGCCAGACAAAAAAGCAAACUGCACAGAAAGGUUGGAGCAAAGACGUCCAGCGACGGCCAAUCUGGAAGCUUGCUGGCGUCCUUGUUUGAAAAGCUUGUCAUUUUGAUGGUGUUUUACUUUGUCAUCUCAAUUGUUAACUCACUGGCUCAGGCAUACCACAAGAGGAUACAUAAACAAGAAAACGCAAACAAGGUGGCCACAGACUAGUCAAGUGAGCUGUGCUUUAGUCAUUCCCCUUGUGAAGCUAAGUGAAUUUAAUAUACAUUCCCUGUGCCCUGAAUAAAACUUGUGUUGUUGGAAAUAA